Cladocopium goreaui is the source of this 705-nucleotide messenger RNA. NCBI's taxonomy places the organism in Eukaryota, Dinophyceae, Suessiales, Symbiodiniaceae. The record is from the annotation of a GenBank genome assembly.
GCGAUCGAGCGCUUGAACUCCAAUCCGGCGUGGGACGCUGCACGUGCCGCAUUGGAAGGCUCCGCCUAUCAGGUACCUGAGGAGAUCUACUCGCCCGUCCCAAGCACCCAGGCCCAAUUGGACAGUGUAAGCAGCAGUUCCUUGACGCUGCCCGAAAAGGCCCUGUUCCCAGGGGCGCAGUACCGCUUCGUGCUGAACGUCUCGGACAGCAACAAUCCCAGCAGGUUUAGCAUUGCGGCCACUGAGAUCAAGGUGAUUCAGAGCCAACCGCACCUGGGAUCUCUGCGGGUGAGCCCUAUGCGGGGCACUUCAGGUGUCACGGAGUUCACCCUGGAGGCCUAUGGAUGGAGUGCCGAGGAGGCGGGCAUGCCGCUGCUUUACGACUUUGGCUAUUUGGACAACCAAGGCCCCCCACUGGGUGGUGGCACCGCGGAAGUUCGCCUGGGCUCGGGGCCUCGCGCCUUGCUGGUGACUCAGGACCUACCCGCAGGGGACAUCACUUUCUUCGUGGACGUUUACACCACCUUUGGCGGCUCCCUUCGCGCCACCGUGGACGUCACGGUGGAUGCAUGGCCCGUGUCCAACGCCACGAGCCAACGUUUGGCGGACGCCUUGAGCGCCAUUGAGUUGGCCGAUCCGGCGGCUGCUAUUGCCCAGCUGCACCAGAGCUCAGAGGGGAUCUGCAAUGACUUGGAAAGUGGAUGA